Molecule: messenger RNA, 3371 nt
Organism: Solea solea (common sole)
Lineage: Eukaryota; Metazoa; Chordata; Actinopteri; Pleuronectiformes; Soleidae
Product: RNA-binding protein 4.1-like
Exons: 3
Coding region: 203-1360 (385 amino acids)
Cellular component (GO): cytosol
Molecular function (GO): mRNA binding; zinc ion binding
Source: RefSeq, a predicted model, not a curated record
UCAUAUACAGUUGACAAUACGAUUGCCACUUCUGUACACAGACACCGUUGGAAAAUUAUUCAGAACUUAAUUUAUCUUCAAAAAAAAGUCCUCAAAUUUUAUAAGGGGACCUAACCCAGUCUCUGGGAAUAACAUCACUAUCUCAUAUGCCUUCGUAUGAACCGGCAUUGCAGCAAAUGACUUGGAUACACAGAACUUCACCAUGGUGAAAAUUUUUAUCGGCAACCUCUCCUGCAACACCACACCCGAUGAGCUGCGUGAACUCUUUGAGAAGUAUGGCAAAGUGUCCGAAUGUGAUGUUGUCAAAAACUAUGGGUUUGUGCACAUGAAUAGCAUUACCGAAGCGGAGGAGGCCAUUCAAAACCUCCAUCAGCACCAGCUGCACGGCUGGCGCAUGAAUGUGGAGAUGAGCAAAGGGAGGCCCAAAUCUACCACCAAGCUCCAUGUCAGUAACAUCAGUUCGGACGUCACCACUGAUAUGCUGCGGGCCAAGUUUGCGGAAUAUGGCACAGUGGUGGAGUGUGACAUAGUGAAAGACUAUGCCUUUAUACACAUGGAGCAAGUGGAGGAUGCCAUGGAGGCCAUCAGUAAGCUGGACAACACGGCCUACAAAGGCAAGCUGAUCAGCGUACAGCUGUCCACGAGUCGGCUUCGCACUGCCCCGGGAAUGGGAAGUCAUACCGGCUGCUAUGUCUGUGGGAAACAUGGUCACUGGUCGAAAGAUUGUCCACUCGAUCGGAACGGUAGCAGCGACGACAGCAUGGGAGGUCGCAGUGGCCGAGCCCCCCCACGCGGUCCCCCGGGUUAUGGCAGGGGUGCCUACGGAAUGACCCCUCCUCCAGCGGCUGAUUACAUGGGUGGCUCUGCGUAUAGUGAGGGUAGUUAUGGAGGUGGAAUACCGCCGCCGCCCCCUCCUCGUAGGCUUAGCGGCUAUGGCUCUGAGGCAGGUAGUAGGUAUGCAAACAGAGCUGCAGGCUCCUAUGCUGAGAGGUCAUCCGCUUAUGAUCGUGACCGUCUCUAUAACAGUGUUGAUUAUUAUGAAAAGUACAGAGCUCGGCCAUAUGGCUCGAGUUAUUUCGAGGAACGCCGCAUGUCCUAUAUUCCUCCUCCCCCACCUCCCCCUCCUUCCUUCUCAAAGCUUCCCUCUAGUGUAGAUCCAUACAGGCAAAUGCCUCCAACGUCGUCGGCCGAUUCAACUGCCGCAUACUACGCACGAGACCGCAGCCCGAUCCAACGAGUGCCAGACCCUACUGGAGGCUACACCUACGAGCGAACACGGCUGUCACCGGUGUCCUCCAGGACCUCCUACACUGCUCCACGAGCCAAAGAUCCUUACACGUCGCGAUACAACCCGUACUAAAGCCAUGGCGCUAAGGUGAGCAACAUGGUAAUGACGAUCUACAUGGAAUUAGGAGCUUUUGCUGCUAAAUUAUAUGGGUAAUGCUGUGCUGCGGACAAUUGGGGAUUAAACCGUCGUUUCUGAAAAGGGAUUGCUUUGCUCUCUUUGUAGGUCUAUUUGUGAACUGCGGGACUUUGCUGUUAUAUCUUUCGAGCUAGGUGAUUUCAUCAGUCUGUGCGAUGUGCAGGAAACCAUACAAGAUGUGGGAAUUUGGGUUUGGAAAGUGGCAUCUUGUCCUUUCAGUACCAUUUGCAUAUUCUGUUUUCAGUAAUGUUGUUACACGAACUGCCCUGUCUAACAUUUAUAUUGUAUGAAAAAAAAAACUUUGCUCUGCAGGUUCAGCUCGGUUUUUAGCCAUGUUUGUUUGUUUUUCUUAUUUGUUCAUUAUGUGUAGCAAAUGUAACAAAUGUGGAUUGUUCAGCUUUUGGUGAUUAUUCAGAAGGAAGCUGGAUUUAUAACUAUGUGAAGAGACAAUUAUUAUAUAUAUAUAUAUAUAUACAUCUUGCUUUAUGCACAGGCUUUUACUAUCACACCCUAGGCUACACUGUAGUUCUUCUCUGGGGUUUAACGGCAGUUUGCAUCCAUGAUGCAGAAUUACUGCCAUCUUCUUGAAUUAGAAAACUCCUUCACCACCCAGUCCAUCAUAUUCUAUGUCCUCUCCUCCUUCCCACCCUUUUCUUGAAAUGCCCCUUUUUAAAUAGUAACUACAUGCUGCUUGCACCUUAAACGAUACUGAUUGUUACUCAUCUGCCCGUUAACGCUCUGCAUUGACUAUAAACCCAGCUGACAUGUUUUGGUUCCAUUUAUUAUGGAACACUUGCUUUGUUUUUUUAAAUUGGGUUGCAGGGUUUACCUGGUUUAAUUAGCCAGAUCAGUUGCUUGUAGUUCAGUCGAGCCUGAACUUGCUCCUCAGCACAUCUAAUCUGAGUCAGUUUAAUGGAUGUAUGUAAUUAUUUUCAUUGUACAUUAAUCUCUUGAUUGUUUUUUAUUAAACGUCACUGAGGAGCCAAAAAACAACAACCAAAAAAACACACACGCUGAAACAUAUUCAUAAUUUAUCAAAAACAUUCAGUGUAGCACACGAAUGGACAUCGUUUCACUUUUUAAGAGCACAAAAAUCCACAUCCAUUCAACUGACUCAGCCUAAGUCAGAAAACUGCAUCACACUGUGAGAGAAAAUGAUCUCAAACAUUCCAGCAUUUUUAUUUUUUUUUUAAUUCAAUUUUAUUUAAUUGUGUUUACGGAAUAGAAUAAAGUGAAAAAUGCUGAGUGCUGAGAAUUGCUGAGUGACACCAAAACAAGGAUACGGGACUAUUUGCACAACGGCCAUUUUGACGGGUCAUAGUGAGAAAAUUCUUUUAAAAAAUGUUUUAAUCUUUCGAGAAUAAAGUAAAUUAUUAUUCAAGCAAAAUCUCACAUGAUCAGCUGCAACCUGCAUCAAGAUGAGAAACGCGGAGCAUUUUCGUGAAGUUACAAAAAUAUAGAAAUACUUUGCACCACAUUAUUUUUAGCAUUUAUUGUGUAAUAUUAUGACUUUUUUAAUAUUAUGACUUUAUUCCUAUUACUCAGUCAUUGAAUGCUGGUCAGCAUGUGAUCAAUAAAUCCUGAUUUUUUUCCUGCUAAAACAUGUCAAAAUGGCUGCCGUGUAAAGGGCCCAUCGGCUGGCGAGCAUUUUGUGUGAACAAGACAUAGCUAUUUUCUUCCCACUGGUGAUGUUUAUAAAACCUCCGUGUCUUUGGUUUUAGUCUGGGUGGAUAUGUAGAAACACGGCAGAUGGAGAAACACGAGGCAGAACUCGGGACUCUGGGCUGGACAAGUUAGCAAGGCGUGUUUUUCUUUGUUGAACAUGUUUGUUUUGCAUACAGGUGGAUUUGACGUUUGUAUUUUUCUUACUAGCUGUGAAAGUACCAGCAUACAUUAAAAAAAAGAAAGUCUGAAAUGAAUGUGAUUUUUAUUAAAGACAACAACUUGG